AUGAAGAGACGCGAAAAGUAUACACAUUAUCUGUUUUACGAUGGCGAAACUAUUUCUGGUACUGUGAAUGUUGCUUUGAAGAAAGCUAAUCAGAAACUUGAACAUCAGGGCAUAAGGAUUGAAUUCAUCGGACAGAUAGUGACUUCGAUUCCAGAAGUUUACUAUGAUCGUGGCAACCAACAAGACUUCAUCUCACUGACUAAAGAUCUUGCUCGACCUGGUGAAUUAACUCAGAAUUCAUCUUUUCAUUUUGAGUUUCAUAAUGUGGAGAAGCCAUAUGAGUCUUACAUGGGUAUUAAUGUUAAGCUGAGGUUAGCACUUUCAUUCUUCUCUUUCUUCAGUCCUUUACUGUUUUUGGUUAUUUUUACCUUCACCAACAUUUUGGCUAAAUUAUCUGCUACUUUGCAGAUACUUCCUCAGAAAAUGGACCUCAUUGUGCAUACACUUAGCAGUUAUCCAGAUGCGGAUGUGAACCUGAAGAUGGACGUAAGCAAAAUCUACUUCGUUCUCGUUCGAAUCAAGAUUAAACAUAUGGAAAUUACCAUAAUAAAAUCUGAGACUGUUGGAUCCGGACCGAAUGCUGCCAAGGAAACAGAUCCAGUGGCAAAGUUUGAGAUUAUGGAUGGUGCACCUGUAAGAGGUGAAUCCAUCCCGAUACGUCUUUUUCUCGCUGGACAUGAUCUUGCACCUACAAUGCGCGAUGUUAGCAAGAAAUUCUCCGUCAGAUAUCUUUUGAAUCUUGUUUUAGUUGAUGAGGAGGAUCGGCGGUACUUCAAGCAACAGGCU
Molecule: messenger RNA, 786 nt
Organism: Strongylus vulgaris
Lineage: Eukaryota; Metazoa; Nematoda; Chromadorea; Rhabditida; Strongylidae
Source: the annotation of a GenBank genome assembly